Podarcis lilfordi (Lilford's wall lizard) is the source of this 32119-nucleotide messenger RNA. The record is from the annotation of a GenBank genome assembly. NCBI's taxonomy places the organism in Eukaryota, Metazoa, Chordata, Lepidosauria, Squamata, Lacertidae.
GUUCACCUGGGUCCCUGCGUGACCUCUGCAGGCUUUGGGAGGCGUGAGCCGGGCAUUAGAAACCGGCGUUAGCUGGCGAGCGGGGUUCCGAGCGGCACCGGAGCCUCCCCGCGAGCAUUCUGCGCUUCUCGGCUCGCGCGGGGAGGAUUUAUGAGCUGGGUGUGGGGAGAGCCCGCGAGGCGGCGGCGGCGGAGGCUCCUGGGGCAGCAUGGUGAGUCUCUGGAGGGUGAGAACUCGGAGGGGAGAAGAGAGGCAGAGAGAGUUGGAAGUUCUCCCUAGAGCCGGUUGACCCUUUUAGGGCUUUCGGGACAAAUCUUGUUUUUGAGGGCGAGGGCUGAAGCCGGAAUAGGGGUGUUUGUGUGUGGGGAGAAGUCGGGGGUGGGGAAGCUGUGGGCCUUUGGAUGUUGCUGAACACCACCUUCUGUCCGCGCCAACCAGGAUGGCCAGUGACUAGGGGUGAUGGGAGCUGUAGCCCAGCAACAUCUGCAGGGCCACAGGUUCCCCAUCCCUGUUCCGAAACGAAGGCCAGGCCUUUGGAUGCUGCGGACUCCCACAAUCCCUACCCUAUGGACGUCAGCCCAUCUUCUCCCCAACUGCCUACUUGGGGAUGUGAGGUUGCCUGUUUUCAGAUAUCCGUGUGCAACCUCACAGAAGGGCAGUGGUGGCCACCAACUGGGAUGAAUUUAAAAGAGGACCAAGCAAAUUCGUGGCUAUCUCCUGCCAACCUAGCAGUUCGAAAGCACAUCAAAGUGCAAGUACAGUGGUGCCUCGCAAGACGAAAUUAAUUCGUUCUGCGAGUUUUUUCGUCUUGCGAGUUUUUUCGUCUUGCGAAGCACGGUUUCCCAAAGUCUUCAAAAUCACCAAAGUCUUCAAAAACCUCAAAAAAGGCUACCACACCGCGUGCUAUGAGUUGCUCCUCGAAGUCACCCUGGGUAUUAACGGUUUUAAGAAAAAGGAAACAAACUUGCAAGACGUUUUCGUUUUUUCCGUUUUUCGUCUUGCGAAGCAAGCCCAUAGGGAAAUUCGUCUUGCGAAGCAACUCAAAAACCGAAAAACUCUUUCGUCUUGCGAGUUUUUCGUCUGGCGAGGCAUUCGUCUUGCGAGGUACCACUGUAGAUAAAUCGGUACCGUUCCGGCGGGAAGGUAAACGGUGUUUUCAUGCACUGCUCUGGUUCGCCAGAAGCGGCUUAGUCAUGCUGGCCACAUGACCCGGAAGCUGUACGCCGGCUCCCUCGGCCAAUAAAGCGAGAUGAGCGUCGCAACCCCAGAGUCGGUCACGACUGGACCUAAUGGUCAGGGGUCCCUUUACCUUACUGAUGGCUAUGCCCUUGCCUCCACAGGGAGAGGCAGCGAAUGUUUUUGGAUGCCAGUUGCUGGCAAACAUAGGGGGGAAGGUCCUGUGUGUGGGCUUCCCACAGGCAGCUGCUUGGCCACUGUGAACAAGAUGCUGGGCCAAAUGGGGGCAACUGUGCUAAUCUAGUAGGCUCUUCUUAGGUUAUUUUAGGGAAGCGUGGCCACAUGUGUUCUCCUUUUUCCAGUGUGGGUGGACUUUCUAGGUGGGGCGGGUGAGGCCUAGUUUCAUCUGACCAGCCACAGGGCCCAGGCCUGCUGAUAAGACAUUGUUCCUGUUGAGGUGUUCCUGCUCUUCAUUUGUGAUUCAGGGACAGUCAAUUGAUCAAGCUCAAUGGAAUGCAUAAUGUGUGUGUGCACUGAAAACAAAGAAAUCACCAAGUCAAUGGAUAUAGUCAACCUGAAACUACAAAUUUAUCCAGAUUUCCACCUAUUCUAAUAUAUACCCUAUGAAAAAAUAUAGUUGGAUAUUUGCUAGUUGAGAACUGAUUUGGCUGAGUCUAAUCCAUUUAAUAUUGCUGUUCUUAAAUAUAAGCACAAGCUGUUAGGCUGGAUAAAAAGGGCAUAUAAAUGUGCUGAAAUAGCAAUUCCACCUCACCUGCUUCUGUGAUGAAAGGUAGUUGUCUCCUUGUACCAUACUUGAUAAUUUCACUUGGAAAUAUACAUAAGUAUGAGAAUGAGCACUAGUGGUAUUGGUACAAUUACAAUUUGGGGGGGGGGGGUUUGCCUGCAGAUGGCACCUGUGGUAGUAUGCAUUCCAGAUUUCAGUGACCCAACCACUGCUGAAUGAGUGGUCAGCCUAUGUUGUUUCAGUGACCUGCAAGCCCUUCUGUAAAACUUCAAAGAAAAAAACAACAACUUCAUAUAUGUGUUUCAAAUCAUCCUGAAUAUCACUUCUUACACUCCAUUACCUAGAUUUGCCACCAAGCAUACACUGAGUCAUGGUGUCCUAUGAAAUCUCUGCUCUUUCCCAACUGUAUUUGUGUGAUGUGUCAUAUAUGUGUUUUGCAAACGUAUUUGCCACAUUCGCACCAUGUAAGCUUUACAUGUACACCUAAAAAUAUUAGUGGAAAAUGAACCCAAGUGUAUAUGGGAUAGUUUACCCCAUUAAAUACCAUUAGUCAUAUAGUUAAGUGGAAUUGCCAUACAACUGAAACUGGAUGCCACAACUGUUGGGAGAGGACAGCUAUCAACCACUUAAGCACAUUGCUUGUGACCUUCCAAAAGCACCCGUUUAUUUGCUGUUGGAAAAAGAAUGCAGUAUUGCUUCCAAUCUAGUGAUGAAAGUCAUUUAUUUAUUUAUUAUUUUUAUAGUAUGCUUAAAAUUGUUCUAUAGCGUUAAAAACAAUAAAAUUAAAUAAAUUGCAAAAAAAAAUCCGAAACAAAAAAUCAACAAAGCAGCAGGAUGAAAAACAAAUAAAAACAUGUAGUAUGCUCUAGAGUUCUUCAUUGUAAUUUCAGGUGUAUUGUCCUUCAGUUGUCAACUUGAAAGUGAGAACUGAGACCUUAGUUAUCCACUGAAAAGUAUUUUUUGGUACUUUUGGAGUAAAACCCUGCAAUAAACUGGAUUCUCCUAAUAUUAGGCCAGCACUGGUGAAUGUUUCCUGAAACACGGUAUUGUGACCAACUGAGUGGAUGUCCACCGAUGUAGAUCUGAAAGGGAAGGGGUUCUCGUCUUAUGUUAAACUUAUGGUUUGAAAAUCACUGCUGCACAUCUCUUUUCUAGUUUGCUGUUUAGACCAGGUCCUGUAUUUCAACAUGGCUCAUUCCAUGCUAGUGUUGCCCUGUUGGGGAACUGGGGUGAUCCUGGCAUGGAAAGGAGCAAUAUUUUCAACUCCCUUUCACAUGGCCCAAAACUUCUGAAACCACAGAAGAGAUGCAAGAAAGAGCCAGGCUACAGAGAAUCCCAUGCUGUUGAGACUGUUGAAAGAGCUUUAGAAUUCGUACUACAUAUUAUCUUUAGGGGCAAAACUUCUUAAUGUAGGCAUGAUAAAUGUUGCAUGAGCUAUAUCGUACAUUAAGCACCUCUUAGCCAGUGGUGUUUGAGAAACUAGGUCACUAAGCAGCAGUCUUCUGAACUACUUAUUAUCUUCCAUUGAUUUAGACUGUGGGAAGCAGCCUUGUACAACUGGAACCUAGUGAAUCCUGCUAGGACCUGUUUAGUUUCUGUUUUCAGCCUGGACUUGACGAUCUGUUGCAUUUCAGCAGAGCAAGGAUGCAGCUCCCAGAUUUCCAGCUCUACAGUGCCAUUGGUUGCUACCCAUACUAUGAAUUAAAUUUAUAUAUAAUUUAUAUAAUAGAUUUUCAUUUUCUACCUUUUGGGGGCAGUGGGAGUGUGGUAGACUUGUCACGCUUCAUCAUUAGGAAGAGAAGCAGAACAUUCCUAAAGUUUAACACUGAAUACUCCUGUUCACGCACCUUGACACACAAAUAUUGCCUGCAAAUGUAUCUCUCUCUAAUGCUUAUAUGAGAUCUAACUACCGUAUUUAUUGCUCCAUAAGACGCACCUGACUAUAAGACGCACCUAGUUUUUAGAGGAGGAAAGGGGGAAAGCCCUGUUUUUUGGGGGAUCAGCUCACAGUUGUGCAGCUUCUUUUGCAAAAGGGAAAAGCCCCUUUUUUGAGGAUCAGCUCAAAGUUGUUGAGCUUACUUUGCAAAGGGAAAAAAUCCUGUUUUUAUGGGGUUUUCAACUCACAGUUCUGCAGAUUCUUUAGGAAAGGAAAGGGAGCCAUUUCUACAGUUUCCAGACAGAUAAUCUAAUCAACCAGUCACAUGUCGCUGGGGAAACAAACAGCCUCCGCCUGCGGAACAUUCAGCAAUGGAGGCCUGGGCAAGGGGGCGGGACCGGAAAGGGAGCCAGCGAUCGACCACACAUUUGCGCCAUAUGACGCACAAACAUUUCCCCUUGCUUUUUAGGAGGAAUAAAGUGUGUCUUAUGGAGCGAAAAAUACGGUAAGUCAUAAUCAGAGUAGAUUCAUUGAAAUCAAUAGCCUGAUUUAAUUUAAUUGAUUUCAGUGGGUAUAUUCUGAGUAUGGCUAAUGUUGACUUUCGUCCUCUGUAUUCCCAUCUUCCCAUGACCAUUGUCCAUGCUGGCUGGAGCUGAUGAAAAUUGUAGUCCAAGAAAAUCUAAAGGGCACCAUGUUGUCUACCCUUGAUGAGGAGAAGCUGUAUGAAUCAACCCUGAAAUGUUAAACUCGAGAGUACUUAAUAUUCCUAAAGGGUUGGUGCUUAUAGUGAAGCUGUUGUUGUUUUUGUUAGAGAAACUACUAAUGCUCCAUUGCAAACAGUUUUGAAACUGAGUUUCAAAAGCAGCGUCCCAAAUCAGCCCUGUAGUCAUGUUAUAUCUAAAGAGCAAUAUAAAAAUCUGAGAAAUAGUGCUGUUGUGCUCUGCAUUUCACCUUAUACAUUUUUCUCUCUGUUAACCUCUCUGCAUUUCACCUUAUACAUUUUUCUCUCUGUUAACCUUGUUUCCCCCCUAGAUCAUGUCUUUCAUAUUUAACCUGUUUUGUCAAUUGCUCUAUGCUUACCACUUAUCACAAUGCCUUAUCAGAAUGUGGUUCCAAACUGUCUGACCUCUAGAUAUUGUUACAAUGCAGCUGCUAAAUUCUAUUCAAAACAAAGUGCUGCAGCAAAAGUAAAUAUUAGGCAUAAUUGUGUGCAAACAAUUUUCUUGCCCUUGAAUAAGUUAUUUCCUGGGGGCCUUUUAUAGUCUGACUGUAUUAUGGUCACUAUUUUUCCAUGAAAUCUCAGACUAUGAUUUAUCACAGCACUGGGAUGAAAAGUGUAUACUAUAGAUUUACACAAUAGUAAUGUGUUCGGUUAGUAAUAAAGUGAUGUUUAGCAGUUGGUGAGCCUUGCUUUUACCAAUAUUUUCGGGAAACAUGGAUUGCCGACUUGGGUAUAUAAGAUGCUAAAAACAUCUUGGGCAGUCUUCUCUCACUGUGAAGUAAAAUGUUAGUCUGCUGCCUCUCAGAUAGUGCACUAUGCAUGCCUAGCAUUUUUUUUUAAUUCCAAUAUGCAGAAACGUGAAUAUGGGUUCCAAAUGCCACGUUAAACUAAUAAAUUUUGACUGGUGUUGGUUGCCAAAUACCAUAUAUACUCGAGUAUAAGCUGACUUUUUCAGCACAUUUUUAAUGCUGAAAAAGCCCCCCUCGGCUUAUACGCGAGUGAGGCGGGUGACGGUGGCAGAGGGACAAGCAGCCCAAAAGGAGCCUUUUCUCACUGCUUGUCCCACUGCCGCCCGCCUCUCACAAGGACAGGCACAGGAGCCGCGGUUGGGAGAGGCGUUGCGCUGCGCUGUGCCUCUCCCAACUGCGGCUCCUAUGCCUGCUCUUGCAAGCGGCAGAGGCAGCGGCGGAGGGAUGAGCAGCCCGAAAGGAGUCCUUUUGGGCUGCUCCUUCCUCCUUCUCCACCUUUGCCGCUGUCGGCGGUGGUGGAGGAGGAAUGAGCAGCCCAAAAGAGCCCUUCAAGGCUGCUUGUUCUUCCGCUGCUGCUGCUGCCACCAGGGUUGUGGUGUGGUGAACCGGCUUAUACUCGAGUCAAUACGUUUUCCCAGUUUUUUGUGCUAAAAUUAGGUGCCCCGGCUUAUAUUCGGGUCAUUUUCACAUGUACUGCUAGUAAGACAGGUGUCUCCCAUCCUAUAUUUGUGCAUCUGGUUCUUCCUGCCUAAGUGCAGGAAGUUUUUGUUUUGCUGUCUUUAGAAUUGAGAUGCAACUUUUAUGUGGGUGGGGUGGGAUGUGCAUUCUCUGUCUUGCACUGGUAAAUAGAGAACUGGAAUGUGAACCUGAUGUGUGAUAUGGGAUGGUUCUUGGGGAACAUUUUGAGUGUGCGCGCUUUCCUUUGUUUGCUGGAGAGCCUUUCUGGCUCCACCCACUGUGUGGCCCCUGGAAGAUGGCCAUCUUUGAAUUCAGCCCUUGAACCAAAAGAGUUUUCCCACCAGAUAUUUAGUCUCUGUUUUUUUCUUUGUUUUUAUUUCUUAGUCCAUAUCUUUACUUCUUAUUCACCCAACAUAGAUUUCUAAAGGCUUAUAGAUAUAAGACUGGGGUAUAGGUAUAAUGAUGGAAAUUACCACAUGUAUUCUAAUUAUGCAAAUUCAUCACUACAGUGUUUCACAGACCACAUUGGAAAGUAUUAUACUCACAACCUCUUUAUUUUAGGCUGCAGGCUGGAUAUGCAGGUGUACAGCAUGGUAGCAUGUAACAUUUCUUAUUUUUAUUUUUUUAAAUAGCUUUAUUUACAAAAUUGUUUUAUUUAUGAAAUUGUCAUUUUUAUAGUUCAGUUGCUUUGAAAUAUUUCAUAGGAAGUGAUUCAAAAAUGGUAAUAAAUGCAAUAAAUAUGUGGAGAACAGACUUGUCAUGUGCCCAAGAGCAAUGGUCAGUCACUCUCUUGAGUUUCCUAUAGUAGGCACAGGUGUAUCUGGGCUUCUGCAUGUAUUAUGAAUCAGCUCUAAAUAACCAGUUUUUAAAGAUCAAAGAGAGAUUGGACCCAAGUCUGGAAGUUGUGACUUGUUUCUGACAAGUGACUAAUUGCAAGCUUGGCCCAGGCAGGGUAAGAAUUUGAACUGAGCGUUCACUGUCCCCCUUUAAAACACAUUUUUAAAAGUAAUGUUGGUGGUUAUGUAAUUUAUUUGCUCUUCAGAAAUAGUGUGCUACAAUGGAAAAACAGCUAGAUGUGUGCUCUCUUUCCUAGAAAGCCAUAUUUCUGAAUCCUUUAUCGAUGCCUUUAUGGAGGGAUUAGGACAAACAGUCGUAAGUUCACAGUUACAAAAACAACCCUGCAGUAUAUAAAGGUUCAUUUUAGAACUGUAGGCUUUGAAAUAUAAAAAAAUGUUCCGGCAUGUUAACAUACAUUGGCUUAUUCCUCCACAGGGUGUGAUAGGUGUGCAGCUGGUGGUUACCAUGGUGAUGGCUAGUAUUAUACAGAAGAUCAUACCUCACUACUCUCUGGCGCGGUGGCUUCUCUGUAGUGGCAGGUAAGAUAAGGGCAACAAAUUGAACGUCUGACAAAGUGGGUUCUAUCCCAUGAAAGCUUAUACCAUAAUACCACUGAUAAGACUGUAAGGUGUUGUUGUAAUUGCCCAAUUCUGUAAUGCAUUUGCGUUUACCUAGAAACAAAUCAUAGUGAUGUGCAGAUCUUGAAAGUUUGUCUUUCAGUAGAAUAGUCACUUUCAAUCUUUUAAAGUCAUUUGGAGAUUUAUCACUGUACUGUAACUUCAGAUGAAAUUGAGUAAUACGUGGUAUGCUUAGUUAUACUACUGUGUAUCUUAAUGAACAUAACUCUUGGCAGGGUUCUUGUUGCAGACUAUUCUGUUCCAUCGAAGUUCCUCUUAAUCCUGUGGCAACAUAUUUCUUCCUUAAGUGCCUGUAAUAAAAUACAGUUUCUCCUAUAGUUGAAAUACAAAGUUGAAAAUGAAUGAAAGAAGCGGGAUAGUUUAUUCACAAAACAAGCUGUUGUUAGGGGCAAGUAUACUAUUUGUGAUUCACUUCUUAGUGAUCUGGAUCACAAUAGUUCAAGAUUAGUCAUAAAUUUCCAUUUGGAUGUGUUCUUUUCCUUGUGGGUUGUCUUGUCAACAGAUAGUUCUGAAAAAAUGGUGAAGUAUUAGCAACAUAAUCCCCUAGCUUGCAGACUAUUCUGAUAUAAAUGUUCUGAAAUUCCAGAUAGCAAGAAUUAAUCUUUUUUUAAAAAAAAAUUCCCAUAGUAAGAAAUCAGUUAAAGAUGUUGAUUAAAUAAUUCCACACCUAGUUCAAACAAAAUCACUUUAAAAUGUGUGAUGCCGAGGUGUUCAGUUGAUUGGUUUUACAAGUAAUAACUAAUGAUUUUCCCAUUCACCUUAAAUUGAAUUGAUUAUUCAAGUAAGGAUUGUGUGAGCCAGGUGGCUGGAUGGGAAAUGCAAGGAAGGAUUGUGGGAGCUGCUUGUUCUAGAGAAUUGCCUAAACAUCUCACUAGAGAGGAUAGGUAGAAGCACAAAUUAGGCAGAGGGGAUGAUAUAGUUGCAUUGACCCUUGCUUGGUGUUAAAACAACAGCAUUUUGUUGGUCCAUCAUGGACUCCUAUAGAGAUUUUUACAGCUGCUCCUGGGUAUUCAUGAGGACUGUCAUAGAAUAUUGGAAGUCCUGAUAUUAAUUUAGCUGCAGUAGUGAAAAUAUUGCACGUUGCCAGUGGUUAUUUUUGCAUAGCAACACAACCCUUUUCUGUUUUGUUCUGAACUCUUAAUAACCAAGUUAUUCAGAAUGUGGGAUUUUGGUUUCAGAAGCUGUUUGAAAGGAUGAAAAUGUUGAAAAUGUAGGCAAAUGGCAAAAAGGUGGGGUUUGGGCAGAAAUGAAGAGUGUGAUUGCUCUGCCCCCCACCUCCAGUCACCAGAGGCUUUUGGUAGUCACUGUGUGCUUUUAAAACUAUUUUUGAACCUCAUUAGUUGAGUCACAGCACUUUUAAACUGAUAUCUUUGAAGCUCCUUAUGUGCGUUUCUGUAACAUAGUAAGCUACUCUUUUGAAACCUCAAUGUACAAAAGUGACACCAGUUUGGAAGCUCAUUCUGAUAAUGGGCUAUCUACUACAGGGCAACAUUUAUGUAAGGCAGUAUGUGACAUAUGAUAACAUCAGCUUGAAAUCAGGAAUUUUGUGAAUGAACAAGAAAGCAAAUUCUUUUAUAUUUAGUCUGACAAACACCUGUAUUUCUCUUGGUACCUGCUUCUUCAAAAAUCUUGUAGCUUGCGAUGGUAUCUGCAUCCCACAGAAGAAGAAUUACGUAUUCUUGCCGGGAAACAACAAAAAGGAAAAAGCAAGAAAGAUAGGUAAGCAAGCAAUAUGAGCCCGUCAUUGUUUUUCAACCUCUGUCUCCUAGCUAGAAAAUGGGGAUGACUAUUUGCUAUUCCAAUUAGUCUUUGAAAAUGAAGAAAAAUACUGUUCUACAUAUGGAAAACUGGAUGGAUGUGCACAUCUGCCCCCCAAUACACAUAGAAUAUAAUAGAAUCUCUAAGGUAUCUGCCUUCUCUCCACCAUUACCCCCAUAUUGAGUAUGGCUUAUAAAUUUUGUUUGUUUACUGUAGGAGUGGCUAACUCUUUAUUUGCGGCCCUGAUCCAAACCAUUUUUCCCACUCCCUCCAACUCCACCAACUUUGGCUGCACCCUGAUGCUAAAUAAAUCACACACAUAGAGAAAGAAAGAGAGGGAGACCUGGUAACUUUGAUGGCACUCAGCAUAUGGAAUGGUUUUUAUGAUGUGUCUCUCUUUACAGGAAAUAUAAUGGUCAUAUUGAAAACAAACCGCUAACCAUUCCUAAAGACAUUGAUCUUCAUUUGGAAACAAAGUCUAUUACUGAAAUAGAUGCAUUAGGUAAGGGUCUGAGACCAUUAUAAACUGCAUGGUGUCACAAUUGUGUAUUCUUUAAUCCGAAAUGUAUGGUGUUGUCCAAAGAGAGCUACAUAAUUCUUAAUUCCAGGUUUGUUCAGGUACUUUCUUGUAGAACAAACAUUUCCAAAGGUGCAAAUUAGCCUUUUUUGAAUUUCUAAUCUGGCCCCUGUUUUAAAAGCAUCUAGUUUCUAAACAAUGACUUGCAAUAUUACUGGAGAACUUGGGAGGUGAAAGGUAAGCUCAUUAUAGCUGUCCCUAACUUUGCAUAGGGACGCGGGUGGCGCUGUGGGUAAAACCUCAGUGCCUAGGGCUUGCCGAUCGCAUGGUCGGUGGUUCAAAUCCCCGCGGCGGGGUGAGCUCCCGUCUUUUGGUCCCAGCUCCUGCCCACCUAGCAGUUCGAAAGCACGAAGUGCAAGUAGAUAAAUAGGUACCGCUUUAUAGCAGGAAGGUAAAUGGCGUUUCCGUGUGCUGCGCUGGUGCUGGCUCGCCAGAGCAGCUUCGUCACGCUGGCCACGUGACCCGGAAGUGUCUCCGGACAGCGCUGGCCCCCGGCCUCUUAAGUGAGAUGGGCGCACAACCCUAGAGUCGGACACGACUGGCCCGUACGGGCAGGGGUACCUUUACCUUUAACUUUGCAUAGUAAAUUGUGUAAGUUGAGAAAUGAAUUCCAUGUAACAACCAUUAUUUGUUUUACAGCCAAUUUCAAAUAAAUCAUGAAGGGAGGAAGCUAUUUUAAGUUUUACACUGGAAAGAUUUACUUCACUUUGAGCACCAGUGCAUGUUGGAGGAGGACUUUCUGAUGGCAUACAGAAAGGGCUCCAAUCAGCAUCAUUUUAGAGAGAGAAGACCCACUAUACAUUGUAGGCUAAACUUAAAGUUUUUAAGCUGUUCCAAGAUGAUACUGAUAUCAAACUGGUCAUGGUAGUUCCCAUAGAGUUAUGUAUUUGAUGGCAGGUAGAACACACACUUCGCAUGGAUGCAAUCCUGAUCAGUCCAUGGCAUUGUCAGAUAAAACGCCUGUGGUUGCAGAGCUGGGGAACAUCCCUGUUUGUGAUCCUGGCAAGCCAUUGCUAAUCAGAGUGGACUGUAUGAGACUGGAUGGAGCAGUAGUGUAGCUAGGUAUAAUAAAGCAGUGAAUCCAUUUGAACUGGAUUCAAGGAGCAAUGUCCUCCUUGCCAGAAAGCUUGUGCCUUCUGUUUGGUGUAUCUGGAUAUUCUAGCUAUUUUCCGCAUUUUGUGAUUGGUCUUCUAGUAAUCUAAUUAUAGGUGAAAGUUGUUGCUGGUUUUUUAUUUUUAUUUUUUAUUUUUAAGAAAACAACAAUGAAAGGUUGAUAACUGCAGUUCAUGUAUGGACAUCCUGGGUGUAUUUGAAACUCUAGGAACCACAGAUGCUAAAAAUGUUUUCUGCUUGUAUUUCAGUUACUAAGUAACCAUUUAUAUUUCAGCCUUGCAUUAUUUUCCUGAAUAUCAGUGGCUGGUGGACUUCACAGUUGCGGCUACAGUGGUAUAUUUGGUUACUGAAGCCUACUACAGCUGGGUGAAGCCCUCACAAGAAAUGAAUAUCAGUAUAGUCUGGUGUCUGCUUGUUCUGGCUUUUGCAAUGUAUCCUUUUACAGUGUCACAACUGUUCUGUAUGACUGCUUAAAAGAAGAUCUAAUGUUCUGUGAAACACGCAGGAGAUAAUUUGUUGCUUUUAAUUGAAUCAUAGGAAGUCUUAUGGUAGUGUUCAUCUAAAGCAUGCAUAAUUCAUUAUUACAUAGUGCAUUAUUCUGUAUGAAAGAAUUUUUCUUUGUCCAGAAGCAUAGCCAACAUCUACAAGACAUGCACAGUACUGUGCAGCAAUGCUAAGCUUCUGCUUGCUGGUCCUGGCAAUGGUGACUGGAUAGUACCAAAGAGGUGUUUAAAGAAUGCUGAAACAGUCUUGCAUGGCCUGCCUAUAUUUUGCAGAGACAGAGUAAGUUGCAAAUAAGUUGUUGAGCUUCAUGCCAAGCCUCUCCGCUCCGUCUUGUUCUGGAUAUUUUUGGCUUUAAAAAUGACUUUGUAUGUUUUAGGUCUACACAGAAUUCUUUGUCAGGCUGGCUUCUGUUCACAGUGAUAAGAUUUGUAAGAAGGCUGAGUAAAUACCCUUGCUUUCUAAUGUUUUUUCCCCCUGUCUAGUGCUAGUGAUUGACAUUGCUGCUCAGGUAUUGAUAAAUAGUCUUUUAUGAUUUGUUUGCUGACAUAAGUAGAAUAAAUCAUAUUUCUAGUUUUAGGUUUCAGAUUUUCUGCAAGAUGCUGGUUUUAAUGUCUUUAUUGUAAGAUAUGUUAACUAAACAAUGCACUAUAAAACUGUCCUACUUAUGAACUCUUUCAUGGCUGUAAAAUCUUAGCCUAGAUCUUGUUUUGUAAUUAUUUGCAUAGGGAGAGAUCCAACAUUGUAACAUUUUGUUAGACUCUAAAUACAAACUUGUACUAAAUAAUUGGCCUGCAACAAAAUUAGGGCUUCUGGCUACAGCUGCCUAUAUUGCACAGCAUGCAGCAAAAGUCAUAGUUAUGAAUAACGUAUACUAAAAGGAGCACUUGUGUUCAGACUGCUAUUGUAGAAGAGUACCACCAGCAGCAAUCUAUAUAUAGCUCUUUUUCUCUCCUUUGUAAAAAGAUCUCAGCAUGUGCCAGCCUCUGCUUAUCUGCAGGCUUGCAGUCAGAGAGGAGACCCUGCAAAAAUACUGCAGCAUUUAGGGUAGGGAAUGAAAAAAAGUCAAAUUGCUGAUUGCUAUCUCUUAGUUGCAUAGAUUGUCCUAAAAACUAUUAUUUUGCAUUCUCUUGAAGCUUUAGACAAGCUUUAACUUAAGACAUUUGCUAACUUUGAAAAAGGAUAGCACUGCAUUAUCUACUGGAUAGCUCAGUCGGUUAGAGUGUGGUGCUGAUAAUGCCAAGGUUGCAGGUUCGAUCCCCAUAAGGGAGAUCUGCAUAUUCCUGCAUUGCAGGGGGGUGGAUUAGAUGAUCCUCAGAGUCCUUUCCAACUCUAUGAUUCUAUGCUGGUUACACCCACCCACACUCACAACCUCUCAUAUUGUAUGGAAUGAGAUCUCCAUUGAAGAGUUUUGUGCACUAGUUUGCAUCUCUUGUUGCUGAAAUCUGUCUUCUCAACCAUAACUUACCCACUCAAAAAACCCAGAUGGAUAUAUGGGCAAAAAAAUAUGAAGAAUCUGACAGCGCUCAAAAGGUGGUGGCACCAGUUGUAUGUGGCAGCCUUCUUUGUACUCCAAUCUGGAAAACUCCUACAGCUUCUGUACAUUGUCACAUAAUUAAGAAAACAGACCACUGCUGCUUCUAUAACAAGUGCUGGUCAAACAGCUUUCUGAAGAGAAGCUUCAUAAUGAGUCUAAACUGACUGAAGCAGAGGAGGCAGAGUUCAGUGCAAGAUGUUGGUGUCUCUUGAGCUGGUAAAGUCAAAUGAAACAAAAUAUUCGCAGUGUUCCUUGUAUGUGGAUAGCAGUUUAAUCAGUGUAGUUCAUGGCUAAAAUAAUAUUUACCUCUACGCUAUGAAUCAAAUAAAUGCCCAAUAGGAGGUGACAUUCUUAAGUAUGCAUACUGAAAUGUGCUUUGGGCAUUGUUGACUAAUGAAUCCCCAGGCCAUAGAGUGUAUGUACGUUCAAAUUCUGAUGUACAUUAUAUUAAGAAUCAGUAUGGAUUGAUACAGUUAAUAAGUGCUUGUUUGUGCUCUUAAAAGUGUUGCUUCAAUAGCGAUAUGUCUGCAUUAGUUGACUUAACAGUCAGUACUGUAUUGUGUUCUUGAUUUUCUUUUUUUAAUGAAAACUCAUUAUGUUAUUUAAACUAUUUUAAAAUCUUUUGGAAACUGAUGAUAGUGUGAUUAAUAGAGGAAAAAUUAUUGUGUGAUCAUGUUAUCAAGUCAGGUUUUGGUGUUCAACUAUUGCAUAAAAUUUGUUAAAUUCUGGAGUUUCUGAUCAUAAAAGCUGUAAGCUUUAAUAUCCUAAUAUCUCAAUUUAAUUCCAGCUUCCUUUAAAAUAAGUGAAAUUAAUAUUCAACUGUACAAAAAGCUUGUUUGGUUUCUACAAAAUUGUUGGUUUUGGAUGUAACUUGAGAGAAAUCAAGCUUUGUUAAGAUCAACUCCUUUUAUACUUCAUUUCUGAAUAAAUCCUUGGUGCUAGCUCUCUUUAAAUACAUCUCUUUAAUAGGUAAACUGGAAGUUGUAUCUAAUUGUGUUUCUCUGGUGAUGGGAGGCUCGUUGUUUCGAAAGUGGCUUCCAUUAGUGGUAGGGGGGGGGAGUUGGUUUUAGUUUAUACGCUCUGCACCACCCAAUCUACUCCAGGGAGUUUGGAGACCCUUAGGAAAACCGGGAGUCACGCAGGGGAUGCCCCUCCCCUCACAAACCCUUCCACCAGUGGAAACUUCUGCUGAAUUAAGCAGCCUUCCAUCAGCAGAGAGAAAUAUACAAUUAGAUACAAACCAGGAUCUGAGCAGCUAGAUGCACUAUGUACGUAGUAGAAUUUUAUUUAUUUUUACUUUGAUCAGCAACCCUCCCCCAUUCCAUAUCAUUAAUUUCUUUUGGUUGAACUUACCUCUGUUUGAAGAGGAGGGGACCAUGUGGCAUAUUGGAGCUACGUGCUGAUGAUGAAACAUAAGCCAAAUUCCCUUUGGGCGUAUGGAACUAAUUGUCUGAUUUUUUUGUAAUAAGUUUAGUAUGUGUUGGCAGCACUGUGUUUAAACAAAUCCAUUCAGCUAUGCUUUCUCUAUUUAAUUUUCAUCGUAAGCUAAUUUUUGGCUAAUCUACGGAUUGUACAAAACUGUUCUUUUCCUUAACUAUUCUUAUGUAGCAAAAUAUUGUUUUCAUUAACUGCACACUACUUCAAAGUAGAAGAGGGAGGUGAGCGAUCCGUCUGCGUAACCUUUGGCUUCUUUUUCUUUGUCAAAGCCAUGACCAUUCUGAUAGUAACAGAAAAUUAUCUAGAAUUUGGACUCGAGUCAGGUAAGACCUUAAAAGGUUAUGUUUGGGCAACAUUAAUAUCAUUUAGUUGGAUCCAGAGAAAUGUUUAUACAAUAUUCAUCUAUUUCCAAAAUUUAUAGACUGCUAUUCACCACGGGUCACAAAACGAUUUACAGAGGAGUCCAUAAAACAAAUCACCGAUUAAAUAAUUUGGUGUUUAAAACAAUAAUAAACACAGGGAAAUUAUUAGGUGGGCAUAAUACAACUUCUUUUAUAAAUGCAUGCUGGAAUUGAAAGGUCUUUGUCAAGGAGACCAGUGGAAGGUGACUUUUUGAUGUGGCAAUCCCCAAGCCCCACCCCCCAACCCUUGGGCCCUGCCAAACGGGGUAGGAUAUGGAACAGGAGGAAGGGGGGAUAAUGUAAAAUCAGGUGGAAGUACUUGGGCUGCUUUGGUUCGCCAGAAGCAGCUUAGUCAUGCUGGCCACAUGACCCGGAAGCUGUCUGCGGACAAACACCUGCUCCCUCAGCCUAUAGAGUGAGAUGAGCGCCACAGCCCCAGAGUCGUCUACGAAUGGACCUAAUGGUCCGCGGUACCUUUACCAUUACCUCUACCUUCUGUGUACAAGAUCUCUCAUAGAAAGUGGUUCUACAAAAUUUCCAGCACUAACUUUUUUCUGCUCUGCACCACCACAUCACAGCACACCAUAUACCGACGUUUGAGGAGCCAAGGUUCAGCCCAGUGUGUGUUUUACAAACAGAUUCUUUCUCAAAAUAUUUACUACUCUUUUGCCUACUUCUAACCUUAGCUUGUUUUCAUUUCUUCAACUCUUUCCCCAUUACUGCAGUUGCCUGAAGUACCUCUUCUAGAAAUUGGUUAUGCUCUUAGGUUGCAAUUUAGGCCCAUUAAGAUCAACACUGUUGACUUCAGGUGGAUAUAGAUUGCACUCUUAAAAAGAAGACACAGUCUGUUCACCCUUAAGAGAACAUACAGAUAGCUGAGAGAUAUUUUCCAAGGCCUUGCCUGUUCAUAAUUGAAUUAGAGCAUUCUGACUGGCGAAUGCAGAAAAACCUGGCUAACAUUUGAAAAUUACCUCUAAAAUGUUUUGUGUUGCUAGUGUUUUGAGAUUCUGCGUUUCACUUUGUGCAAAAUUUUCCACAUGCAGGCUUCUCAAAUUUUUCAGAAAGUGCUGUGCAGUUUUUUGAAAAGCAAGGCUUGGAAUCCCAGUAAGUAUAACAAACAACUAUGUAGAGAUGCGUAUUGUUAUUACUAGGUUCUAUUCAACUAACUUUUACUCAGAAAGGACCCCCUGAAAUUAAUGGCUAUGAUUAAUUUAGGGCAUUCAUUUCAAUGGGUCUACUCUGAGUAAAGGCUAAUUGAAUACAACCCAUUGAAAUGUUAUCCAUGCUCUCCUUUUAGUUGAAUUUUGUUUGUAUUAAGGUUCUUUAAUUCACAGGAGCAGAUGGGACAAGGGUUUCAAACCCAGCAAAGCCUUUCACAUUCUGUUCAUGACAGUAAUUCUUUGUAUACCUCAAACUGCUUCUGAAACUGUUGGGUACAGCUUCUGAUGUGGCACGUGAGAGCUGCUCUUGACAGAAAGUAAAGGUUCCAGUGGACUUUCAUGAUAUGGGUCCUGUUGCAGUAGGACCUCACAUUCCUGAAUACCACAUUCCUGAUGUACCAGACCACGCUUUCUAUUUUUCAGUUAUUCCUUUUGAGUUUGUAGAAACUUCAAAAGCCUAUGAAUCAAAUGUUUUCGAAAUGGGAGUUCAUAAUUUGCAACUCCACACUUUUAGAGUAGAAACUGCAAAAGCCUAUGAAUCAAAUGUUUUCGAAAUGGGAGUUCAUAAUUUGCAACUCCACACUUUUAGAGGAAAGGUGAUGAAAUGCAAGUGAGAACAGAGCUCCUGUCCUCUUUUUAAUUAUUGAGUUUAGUUGCAUAACUAGCUGCAAUCGCUGAAAUUUCUUAUUGUAUUGGAACUCUUUUUCUUGAGUCUUGGUGGCCUGGCUUCAGGAUGCGAACAGGGCUCUGGAACGGACCCCAUUUGCAUCCAGAGGUACCACUGUAUUUUGUUGGAAGCCGCCCAGAGUGGCUGGGGAAACCCAGCCAGAUGGGCAGGGUAUAAAUAAAAAAUUAUUAUUAUUAUUAUUAUUAUUAUUAUUGGCUCAAUGGCCAGGCCAACAAGACUCAAGAAAAAGACAGAGAGCCCUGUUCUCAUGUGCAUGAUGUUAUUUUGAGCGUCUGCGCAUGCGUGAGCGGCAAAACCUGGAAGUAACGCGUUCCAUUACUUCCGGGUCGCCGCGGAGCGCAACCCGAAAACCCUCAACCCGAAGCUACUUCAACCUGAGGUAUGACUGUAUUAAAAUACAGCAGUCUGUCAAACAUUAAAAGCUUCCCUAAACAAAGCAAUAUCUAACUAAUUCUGACCACUGUAGUGGCCAGAAAUUCAAUUCUGAUAAUCAUCAGGUGAAACCUCCAAUUUGUUCAUCCACAGAUGUAACAGAUUCUUUAAAAGUUGCUAGCAGUAAAGGGUGACAGUGGGCAAAACGGUAUUGUUCUCCAUCCUGUGGUACGCUACAGCAUCAGUAUCAUGAUUUGAAGGGUGUGUGAGAUUAUACACUUAAAAUAAUCCUAGAAAUGAUGAGUUGGAAGGGACCACAAUUCCAAUUAGUCCAACCCCCUGCUAUGCAGGGAACUUUUGCCCACGACCCUGAGAUUAAGAGUCUCAUGCUCUACCAACUGAGCUCUCUCUCUCUCUUAUGUAUGAAACACACAAGCGGAACCUUCAACAAAAAUAUUGCAUUGGAGAGAGUUCCUAUUCGGAAUGCAAGCCUUGCCCUCCUACACGGUAUUCCGUACCACUCCCUCUUCCAUUCCACUCUGUUCCCAUGCUAAGCCCUCAGCAAUCAUGUUUUUUGUGUUCUUCCCCUGCCCAAGUGCACACAGAUUUUUGGGGUACUUUUGUAAACCUGGGGUUUUCCCCAAACUUUCUUCUGUUACCUCUCUCUUCUGGGUGUGAUUCAUCAUGUUGCCUAUAUAAGUAUCCACAAAUGGAGAAAGAGUUUUCAAUUAGUAUAUAGCAAGAGUGGGCAACUGGAUCUGAUGGACAGGCUAGCGCCACCCCACCCCAAACACCCAUCAAUCAUCGAAUGUCAGGUGACCUAUUUUAUCUACAGUGGGGCUUGCAAAACACUAUAUACAGCAAAACAUAAUGCAAACCUACUUUUAGCCCAGUUGCAUCUUUCCCUGUAUCUCAUAUGAGGUUAUGUGUAGGUAUGGUUUGGUCAAAAUGGCCUGGCAGGACAAAUUGGAAUAUCUGGCAGACCUAAUUUGACCCAUGGGCUAGAGGUUCCUUACUACUGAUACAUUGAUGUUGACACACAGAGAUGCACACAUGUACCUGCUAUUCAUCUCCUGUAAAAAACAAUGAACAACCCAUUAUUGGGCAGCAAGUACCAAAGGAACUUUGGCAUAAAUGACUUGAUAUCUCAGAAGACACUUUUUUACUAUUACAGUCAUACCUCUUGUUACAUUUACUUCAGGUUGAGUGUUUUCAGGUUGCGUCCUGCAGCGACCCGGAAGUACCGGAAAGGGUUACUUGCUGGUUUUGCUGCUCACGCAUGUGCAGAAGCGGUGAAUCGUGGGACGCGCAGACGCGGGUUGCGUUCUGCUAAUGUUGCGAACGGGCCUCUGGAACGGAUCCCGUUCGCAACCAGAGGCAUCACUGUAUGCAUCCUGCAAGAGUAGAUUGGUUUAAUAUUUCUGAUUUUCAGUAAUAAGUUUAUUUCUUAACAGUUGGAAGGGAAAUAAUGGCUUUUGUUUGCUUUUUUGUUUUCCUUUGUCAUGUUAUGUAAGAGCAAAAUAUAUACCAUGUCCUUAAAAUGUUGGAAAAGUUGACAAUUGUUUCCCCUUUUCCCUUUUUUCUUAGGGGUCCUGUUUCUAAACUAACCUUCAAAUUCUUCUUGGCUAUCCUUUGUUCGUUUAUUGGUGCUUUUUUGACAUUCCCUGGAUUGAGAUUGGCUCAGAUGCAUCUGGAUGCUUUGAGUUUAUCAACUGAAAAAAUCACCCAGUAAGCCACGUCAUGUAGAACUUUGCUUAAAUCUGCCAGUAGUAAUAUUUGGGCAGCACUUUUUCUUUUUUCCUCAGCUAAAAUACCAAUUCAUAACCAGUUUUCAGUGUACAAUAAAAGUCAAGGAAGGGCUGGAAAAGUCAAGGAAAGUUGUAGCAAUUGUUCUGCAUGCAGAAGGUUUCAGAUUCAGUCCCAUGCAUCUCCAUGCAGAGCUUGAAAAGAUUCCUUUUUGAAACUCUGAAGAGCCGCUAAAUUUGGUGUAGAAAGUAUGAAUCUAAUGGACCAAUAAUCUGACUCUGUAUAAGGCAACUUCCUAUUUUCCUAAUGAGAAUAUGGCUAAACCAUCUAUUAAACAUUUUAAAAGAAGAAAAGGCAGGGGUGAGGAGAGGAGGAAAACGAGACUUGUGUUCAGAAGUCUUAAAGGUGAAUACCCGGAACAGUUGAAUAUCUGAAUAGAGCACAUUUAUUCAGUGAGGAACCUGGCAUAGUGCAGGUGAAGUGGCCCGUGCUGUCUUAAGGCACAGCGGUGGCAGCUCCAAAUUGUGUGUGAUAUCUGAGACCCCAGGAAUGUUCAAGAAUGCUGGACAGGAAUAAUAACAUCAUGGUUGCCUGUGCCUGUAAGCAACCUUGCUGCUGCAUUCUGAACAAGCUGCGAAUGAUGGAGAAGCACUGUUGGAAACCCCUAUAAGAGGAUUAACAGACAUUUAGUCCUGUGGCUAACCCAGAGAUAGGUUGCAGUGGCGGGUCAGCUGGGAAGUAGUUUAGGGACAUUAUGCCACUGUGAAGAAUCCUCAGAUGACUUGAUCAUUGGAUAUGCUCAUAGAAAAGUCACGGGAAAAGAUGAUGCCCAUAAAUUAUACUUGAUCUGCUGCCUUCUGUUGGGCCCCAUUCACAAGCAGAAAAACCCAAGGGAAAACAUAAGUUUCAUCCCAGCUACCUCUUUCUACUUGCAUUGCCUUAGUGCUUUCAAAUUGCAGAGAUGUUGUUUGCUAACUAAACAGUUUAUCUGUUUCAAAGUUUCCUUCUCUACUGUCUAAUCAACAAAUGUGCUACUUUAGAAUAACAGUAACUGAAUUAUAUUUUGGUUCAUUAAUAAAUUUGGUUUGGUGUGUGGAUUAGGGGUGAAGCUGUGCAUUCAUUGGAAUUCCCUACACUUAGCUUGACUGUCAAUGUAAUAGACUGAAAUAUCUGUUUGGGAACCCCAAAGCCCAAUGAGCCUGCCAGAGAGUGGGGGGCAUUCCUGAGCACAUAGCUAACUCAUAUUCAGUGCUAUCGAGACUUUUUGAGUUUCACUGUUGCACUGUGCAACUGGAUAGUGAAUCUUACAAUAUAAUCUAAAUUGAAAAUUUGGUAGUGGCAAGCAAGCUAGAGCCAUUGUGGGUCUUCCUCCUGAAGAAAUGAUGAUGAUUUAUUAAAUUUAUAUACUGCCCUCCAUCUGUAGAUCUCAGGGCGGUUCACAACAUAAAAAUACAAGAUCCCCCCCCCAUAUACAAAAUUCAUAUUAAAUACAAGAACAAAAGCAAACUAACAACCUCACCCAGGAUUAAAUACAGGAGCUCCAGCAUUUUCAGUGACAUUUUGAAAACCACCAUCCUAGCAGAUAAAACAAAUGUAUCAGAAGGGUUAUGAGCUAGUUUGUAUGUAUUUUACUUUAUUUUCAACACAGCAAUUUGAAAAUGCAGUUAUUAUGGUGCAUUAAUUUUGUUUCUCUAUUUAACUUUCAGAACUCUGCUGCAUAUAAACUUCCUGGCACCCCUCCUGAUGGUCUUAUUGUGGGUAAAACCUAUUACUAAGGACUAUAUAAUGAAUCCCCCAUUGGGAAAAGAGAAUGUGCCUUUGUAAGUUGUUCUUGAAAAUCUACCUUGUAAAAUGUUACCGUACAUGUACCACUUUGUAGAGGGACAUGGGUGAUGCUGUGGUCUAAAUCACUGAGCCUCUUGGGCUUGCUGAUUGUAAGGUCGGCAGUUCAAAUCUCUGUGACGAGGUGAGCUCCCAUUGCUUUGUUACAGCUCCUGUCAACCUAGCAGUUCAAAAGCAUACCAGCACAAGUAGGUAAAUAGGUGCCACUGCGGCAUGAAGGUAAACAGCAUUUCCAUGCGCUCUGGCACUUGUCACGGUGUCCAGAAGCCAUUUAGUAAUGCUGGGCACAUGACCCGGAAAAGCUGUCUGCAGACAAAUGCCAUCUACCUCGGCCUGAAAGCAGAGAUAAGUGCUGCACUCCACAGUACACUUAACCGUCCAGGGCUCCUUUACUUUUAUCUUUUUUACUUUCUAAACCAUUAUAGCUCUAUUGAGUGGAAAGAGGACAACUUAACAAUUGCCCCAGCUUUAAUACUUGGAAUUUUGUUCUUUUUUAGUACCAAGGAAUAUAACAUAUAUUAUGGUAGCUUGUUAUUCAUUCUCUUCUAAUGGUUUAACUUUGAUGGUAGUAACAUAGAGAAAGGCGGCCACUGGAAUCAAGAAAAGGCAUUGGUUAAUGUUAUCAAACAGAACCUACUCCUUGGUCUACAGAGAUCUCAACUAUUAAUACCACUAUAUUCCCUAUAUAACUGCAAAGGAGGCAGCUGCUUAUGUAAAUCACCGAGAAAUUGUAAUGCAAAGGAUCUAUUGAUCUUUAGGCAUUGGGGAGAAACUUCUGAAAGUUAGCUAUAACCACUGCGUGCACAGAAAUUGUUAUAUUUUAAUAUGCAAUGUUCUUACACAUCUGCUAUGAAUUCUUUGGUAAAUACAGAUGGCAAGGAUCUAUAUUUGGUGCCUGUCCUCCUGGCUCCUUCAAGCAAAUCUUGCUUUGCCACUUCAUAAAAAUGUUUAUAUUUAAUUUCAUAACUGUCACUGGGAGGUGGGGAGGAAGUGUUUAAUAAUAACUUAAGAACUUGCUUGUGAGCAUAAAUGGCACCAUUUUAUAGCUUGUCUAGCUCUCUGUAACAAUGAAACGAGUUCUGGGCUUGGAUAGGAUUUUUUUUAGCAUGAACAGCAUACAGAACAAUUUGGAAGAUUUCUUGUAAUUGCUUGACAUUUAAUAGAACUGUGGCAUGAGAUAGAAUGAGAAUGAGACUGCAAUACAAAGCCCAAAGCAGUAAAAAGACCAAAUAUCCUGUCCAGUAAACUGCAUAAAUUAAAAAGUCAGUAUUAAUUAUCUUCUGUUGCAUCCCUCCCUGUAAAAAUACACUGAACAUAUUUUUGUCCUUCUCUUUGACAAGGGAAAAGAAAGACAAAUGUGUCAAGACUCAUUUAUUUACUUGAGUACAUAUUGCACCCAAUAUCUAAAAAUCUCUGAGAUAGGAAUGCUAACUAUAAAGUAGUAAUAAUAAGAGAUUUUCUACACUCCCUCUCCUAAAGGUUUGUGACCAUCAACAUCUCUGUAUAUUCCAUUGACAUUUGAAUGUUUUCACUCUGUAGUGGAAUUGUUUCUUUCAGCACUCCAGCAGCCUUGUACAAAAUGAAAAAUAUGUGCUUGGUACAGUGUAGGAUGUCCUUUGGAAAAUCACUGCAUUCCUUUUUCUCUAAUCUGCAGAAUGUCAGAAGCAACAUUUGAUACUCUCAGGUUGUGGAUUAUAAUUCUCCUGUGUGCUUUGAGGUUAGCCAUGAUGCGUAGUCAUCUCCAAGCCUAUCUUAAUUUAGCACAGAAAUGUGUGGAUCAAAUGAAAAAGGAAGUUGGCAGAAUAAGUACAGUUGAACUACAGAAAAUGGUAAGCCUGCCUGAAAGAAAAAUAGUGUGUAUAAAACAAAUGAAGUAACUAAUGAUAUAUUUAGACUCAUGAUAUAUUAUAUAUAUUUAAAUUCAUGGGUACAGUACUGUCCCAUCUUGUAUUUAUAGUCAACCUGAAAUGUUAUCUGGAAUCAUGGUACUGUGACUUUAGGGACAUUUAAACCUAAUAUUUUCUGGCAAUAAUUACUUCUUGCUUUUCAUUAGUUCUGAAGGAUAUUACUGCAAUUCUAAUGGUUAGUUGAUAGAGCAAUUCAUGACAUUGUAGGAGGGAAACAGUGGUUAUCAAUGAAAAUGGCUGUUUUGAUUGAAGGCUAAAAGACAAUGAAAGUUGCAAUCAGCAGAUCUAUGUUUUUUUGCCUUGGAGAAAUAGUUUAGUGCUAUGGUAGUGGGAGUCCCUUUGAUUAUCAAGGGGUAAUACUACUUUAACCAGACGAGUACCUGAAUGGUAAAUCUAAUCCUAAUGUAAACUAUAUACUUGCUUUUAGGGAGUGUUUAGGACAGAAAUAGCAAACAGAUUUCAAAGGGAUCACUAUUAAAAUUGCAUGGGUUUUCAGAUUGUUCUGUUCAGUGUUGUGAUUUAGUCUUUUACUCUAUUUUGAUACUAUGUAUGCUUUAGAUUUCAGCUUGUGAUUUUGUUACUGCAUUCUUUCUUGUAAACUGUUCAGAAGGUUUUUCUGUUAAGUGAUAGAUAAAUUGUACAAAAUAAACUGUUUCUAGACUAUUUGAUAAUACCAACAACUGUGCUUAAUUGCUUGCUAUGUGAUAGUCAUACUGCAUUGGCUUGUGCACUGAGUUACUCAAUAUUUUUGUUAACUUAGGUGGCCAGAGUGUUUUAUUACCUUUGUAUAAUUGCACUUCAGUAUGUGGCGCCUCUGGUUAUGCUGCUUCAUAUGACUCUGCUGCUGAAAACUUUAGGUAAGAUGUAUCCAAUAGAGAAAAGAAUCUGCUAAGUAAUGCUGUUUUCUAAAAUGGUAUUAUUUUGUUAAGUAUUCUGGGAAGAAAUGGCAAGCCAAGAUGUUGAGGCUUGACAAGCAUUCCUGCAUGCUUCUGUGUACGUAGCUCUUAUCUCUGUUGCAAAUCCAGGAAUAACUGGCAGGAUGUGCAUAUAUAAGACAGCUUGCAAUUAGGGCAGUUCUUGCUCAACAACAGCUGAAGAACUGAAUGUAUCAGUGAUUUUGCAUAAAACUGUAAAGUAAAGGUAAAGGUAAAGGUACCCCUGCCCGUAUGGGCCAGUCUUGACAGACUCUAGGGUUGUGCGCUCAUCUCACUCUAUAGGCCGGGAGCCAGCACUGUCCGCAGACACUUCUGGGUCACGUGGCCAGCGUGACAAGCUGCAUCUGGCGAGCCAGCGCAGCACACGGAACGCCGUUUACCUUCCCGCUGGUAAGCGGUCCCUAUUUAUCUACUUGCACCCGAAGGUGCUUUCAAACUGCUAGGUUGGCAGGUGCUGGGACCGAACGAUGGGAGCGCACCCCGCCGCGGGGAUUCGAACCGCCGACCAUGCGAUCGGCAAGUCCUAGGCGCGGAGGCUUUUACCCACAGCGCCACCCACGUCCCAUAUGCAUAAAACUGUAGAAUAGUUAUAUUUUUGUGAAGGGCACACAUGUAUUUGUGCUUUCUGUCCAUGAGAUUCAAAAUGCGUUUGUUGGGCAUAACAUAUUACACUCCCACUGCCUCCCACCAAUAAGUGCUGUUCUUGCUAGAAGGUAUAAAUCAGUUCUUAGAGACACAAAGUUUGUUCAAUACAAAAUAAUUUUCAUUGGGAACUAGAGUUGGGAAUAAGGUGAGCAGAUGUUUUGGUCAUUACUUGUAAAACUGUAGGACAGAGAAGCAGCAUUUCUUUAUUAGUCUUCUCUCUCUUAUUUAUUUUUUAAAAAAAACUUUUACGUCAUUAUUCAUAAAAAAAAAUCAGAGUGGUUUAUAAUAAUAGUAUAUAAAACCACACAGUAAAAACUGUACUAAAAAGUUAAAAUCAGAAAUCAGUUAACUAUUGUGGAAUUCUUAAUUUCCUGAAUAGAAAGGUUUUCAGCAGGCAUUUAAAAGUUGAAACAGAAGGCGCCUCUAUUGGUAGAGUGUUGCACAAUAAUGAGUUGAUGACACUAAAGGCUUGGUUUCUUGUCAAAUGAGCCUUUCUAGCUCAAGGAACAACCAACAACAUUUCUGCAGACGAUCUCAGUGAUUGAGCUGGGAUAUAGGGGUUUAGGCAGUUCUCUUGAGGUACCUUGGACCUAAGUUGUUCAGGGUUUUAUAAAUUAAUACAAGGACCUUGAACGUGGCUUCAUAUUAGAUGGGUAGCUAGUGCAGAGGUUUUCCCCUUCCCAAGUCAUGUAUUCUUAAUUUCUGAAUCGGUGAAUGCUGUCCUAAACUUAAUUUUAUAUUUCAAAGCUCAGGCUUUGCACACUAAAAACAAGAAGAAAGUAUAACUUGUGAUUUUGGAGCUUGCACAUUUGACUUCAGGGGAGAUGUGCAAAUUCCUGUUUCAUCUGUUGCUGAGAGCACGAAAAAAGGAAAUUAAGUUUGUAUUGAGCAAAGCUGCUUUGUUCAUCUUGGGAUUCAGGUGGCUUCCAUUUUAUUACCUUCCAGAAACUGCUUCAGCUCUUUACACCGUGAGCACUAGUCAUAUCCUUGCUUAUGGACAUAUAAUUAAAAAUGAUCAGAGAGACUAUAACCCUUAACAUCUGUCUUACUUUCCUCCUGUAGGUAACUAUUCCUGGGGCAUUUAUCCAGAAGCUACUUCAGAUUUACCAGUGGAGAGCAGUCCACUGAGCAAUUCAGUAAACUCUGAAUCUUCAUCUGAUGAUGGAAAGGUGAAGGUAACUGUAAUACAGCUAACAAUGGCACUGGCUAGCCUGAAGAACAUUUUCACUCCACUUUUAUUCAGAGGACUUCUGUCCUUUCUCACUUGGUGGAUUGCUGCUUGUCUCUUUUCCACAAGCCUUUUUGGGCUGUUCUAUCAUCAGUACCUAACAGUGGCAUGACCUAACAAGUUCAAAGCUAGGAAGCCCAUGUGCCCAAAGGAGACUGAAGAAAAAAUGGAAGAAAUAACACGACAAAGUCUUUUUCAUAAAUGCUUUCUCCAUGUUCCGGGCAAUUGUUGGGUAAUGUUGGAAAUCGCAAACGAGUUUGUAACUUUGUUACCUAAAGUUGUAGGUAACUGCUGAAUUGUUUUUGGACUGCUUUGAAAUAUGUCGGAAGUACCUUCUGUUUUGGUGAACUUCGUGCUGCCCUGAAAACACUGUGUUAUUCAGUCAUUGAUUGGCUGAUCUUAGUGGUGUUAAGGUACUAGGGUUAAUAGUCACUGCAUAGAAAAUGGAACGUUCAACUGAGCCAUAUAAGGGGGUUGGAGAAGUUAUCCUGUUGGCAAAAACAUGGGUGACUUUUCUACUGAAGAGCAAAGUCAUCCAACAGGACAAAGAAAUACUGUAUAUUACAGUAAAGGAAGCUGUUUCAAAAGAGUUUAUUGUAAAUAAAAUGCAUGGACUCAGCAAGCAUUUGUGCUAAAGGACUUGUUUACAUAUUACGGUAAGGGUAUUGUAUUGCAAUAUUGUGUCACUUGGUUACUUAAUGUAUGAAUGUUCAGGAGUGUGCAGUUGUCAGACUUUAAAAGCAUUUCACUCUUUGAGCACUCACAUACUUGAAACGCAUCUUUUAGUGGUUAUAAUGGAAGAGCAGUAAGUCAUAAGACUGCAAGACUACGUGUACCUCACUCCUGCACAUUCAUGUAUUAGAACUAUGCAAAGUGGUAUAAUAUGCUGAGGCUUCCACAGCAUAUGUGAGGCACUGUAUCCUAUAAUGUAAUGUGUCAGGAAGUCCUAAAGAAUUUUCAUAUUGUAAAAGUAAAUAUAUUGUUUCAGUCUUAAUAGUCUUUUAAAAAAUAAUAAAUGGCCAUAUGACUCCUUAGACGUAUUGGUGCUAAUAUUUAUCCACUUAGAUCCAUUUGGGUUUUACUGUUCUGAAAUUAAGACAGAUUUCAUUGGAUUCACAAGAAAGGUUGACACUAAUCAAAGUCUCCUAAACUUAUUUUACUAUGUGUGUAUAGUUAAUAGAUCACAAUAGGUGAAAAUAUUGAAAUUUCCCUAUGAAUGUGUACUGCAGGACAGACAAGCUUGGGAGAAUUAAUAAGGGUUAUGCUGUGAAAAGAUUCGUCAAUGCCUUUAAUUAUAAGUAAUCAUAGCUGCAAUGUCAAUGAAAGCACUGUAGUUCAGGAGUAGCCAGUGAGAUGCUCUCCAGAUAUUAUUAGACUCCAUCUCCCGUCAGCCCUAGCAGCAUGGCCAGUGAUCAGGGACUAUGGGAGUUAGGAGUCCCAACAACAUAUUGAGGAUACCGAGUUGGUUACCCUCUGCUCUAGAAUUGUAUCAGAUUUUGUAAUUUUCAGUGAGCCACCUGCCCUGCCUGGCUGUUACAAUCUUGUUAUAAUGGACGCAGAUUCUAGAUGGUUCCAGAGUACGUUGCACUGUUGUGGCCACCUUUUUGCUAUGGCACAUAUAAUACUGUAUAGCAGUAGCUGCUGUCACCAGACUAUUAGCACCCUAGAAUAUGGUACCAAGUGCAAUAUGCAGAGUUAGCUCAUGACAGCACCAUUGAUCACCGUAUCACACUCGUGCAGUAAUUGCUAUGCCCCGUCCUAAGUGUUCAACUGUCGCAGUAGCUGUUGGGACUAUGUUAACAAACUUUGCUAACCCAGGUGAAGAAACUCCAGCUAAAGCUUUUCAUUUACUUGUCUGUAUAUUCUAUGUCGGUUGACAAUGUUCAGUUGGAAAGAUAGAAACAGCAGUUGUUCGUAAAACUGAUUUUUCUAGCAUUUUGCUUGUUUUUGUUUCAGGAACUGAACUGGGCAUUCAUAUAGAUAAGGUGGAAGGAUUUCUUACUGUAGCAUGAGAAACAGCAAUUCACAAUAAUCUUAACAGUUCCUCUACUAGUGUAAACUUGAAAACGGGAACUGCUAGACAAUUUGCCUUAGAUGCUUCUGCCUAACCAAAAAGGCAGUAUUUCCCAAAUGCCAGGCUCACCUUCUAAACUGAUUGUCUCUUCUCUUUUAUUGGACCUUAAACUUAAUUCAUUAUACAAGCCUUGGUUCUCUCUGUGCGUGUGCGCAUAGACACAGCACAUAGAAACCUGAGAAUUGCCUUGUGGCAUCAAACUUGUCAUCCACAUGCCCCCAAGAGGUUUGCAAUUAAGGCAUUAUGGAGACACCUGUCCCUUGUUGGUUGAUCACAUAAUAUGGAGGUUUCAUUUCUCUGCCUUAGCUUCUACACACUUUUGCUUUUCUACUUCAGCUCCAGCCUGUUGUAACUUGGCCUGGAAUGUCAGGGACUUGUAACAUUACACCAUUUGAGAAGAGUACUUAGUUAAGGCCUAAAACGGUACAUUGUCACCUUCACUGCUGGUGUUUAUGCACUUUAUUCAGACAGAGAAUGCUGUUAGGAUUAUAAAUACUGUAUCUCAAAGGUGAUUAUGCUGGUGUAGAGUAGUUAAAAGAAUGAGUCCAACUGGUGGCUUAUUGACCAUAACAGAGUCACACCCUGACCUAAAGGGAGCCAUACCAGUAGUUUCAUCACUUGUACUUAAAAGAGAGAGAGAGAGAAGAGAAAGAUGAAUGUCUACCAUCAAAAAUUGGAAUUCAUUCCCAUUAGCAGGGUGCAUUUAAAGGAUUGCAGGUCUGAAAACACCAAAGCUUAAGAUUAAGAACCACAGAAAGAACUGUACAGAACAACGGUGAAUGGUAGUAAAACUGAUUUAAAAAUCUCUUGUACAUCUCAUUCUGCUAGUAAUUAUAAACCUGCCCAGCUUUUUAUAGGUAGGCAAGGUGUUUGUGUAAAGUACUCAAGUGUUUCAUUCAUAGACCUGGCUUGCAUGUAAUGCUUUGACAAACAAUGACUUAGUGGAAAUGUGCGGGUUCCUGGAGACAAGAUUCUGACUGCUUUUCUCCUCCGGCACUGGUGCUUCCAUUUUGCUGUGAACUAAAACAUAGUUUGGCUUAGCGUCACAUCCAAAUCCAGGCAAUCCAGGCUUGUGGUUUAACACAAGAUGUAGCCGAGUUUUAUUCUGUGGUAUAACAUUCAUGAUUUGUCUGGAGGAGAUAAACCACUAGCCCAGGUUCAUAUGUAAUGCUAAACCCUAACUAUGGCUUAGCUCACAGCCGCAGGACUGGAAGAGGAGCAAAAUGGGUGCAUCCUUCUUUCCAGGAUCCCACACAUUUGCUUGUUCUCACUAAGACUUGAAACCUUUUUAUGAAGUGCCCUGGCAGGCUAACACUUUGUCAGUGAUGCUGUGUAGACUCUGUGUUACUAGAAUACCGUGUUACUAGAAUACUUCACUUUGACUCUUUGUAUGAAAAGUGCACGUGUACGUAAGCUUUGCACAACUCACAUCUGAACAUUGCAAAGGCAAUGUUUAUUUGUUUAAGGAGAAGGAAAAAAUCAGAAUCCAAACAGUUGUUCUGUUCUGAAGUGUGGUAUCCAGCCUGAGGGCUUAAAACAAAAAAAUUAACGCAGUUUGGUUAGUUUAAAUGAUAGUAGGGCUUUAUGGAAUUCUGAAGGAAGCAAUUUUUUAAAAAUAAUGGCUUGGAUCCUAACACAAGCAAGUGAAAAGCUACAAUCACACAAUGGAGCUUUCUUAUCUCUCACCCCCACUGCAACCACUUGUGCCUGAAAAGCCACUUUUGAGGCACAAGAUCCUCAAAUAUCAUGGUACAGGAGACUGCAGCAAUAGAAAUGGAGGGAUAUCACUUUGGCUUGCACAGCUGCACUUUUGGAUCCAAAUCAUUAUAUCAAACUUGGCCUGAAAAAUAUUGGUGUCCUGUGAUGGCUUCUACAGCAUUGACCAUCCUUCUGAAAAACAGCUGUGACUAAAUAAAUAAAAUAUCUAGGUUACAGUGGUGCUGAUAUGGUUCACCCAGAGAAUGUUGUUUUUCUGCACAUAAAUGUACUCAUCAAGUGAUUUCACCAUGCAACUUGCCUGCAUAUCAGAGCUUUCGCACUCAGGUUUCAUAGAGAGGGGGUAGCUCUGUGUAUGUGAAGGAAUGUGCACCAGUGCCUCGAUCAAAGUGAAUGGGACACCUUGCUUGCAUAGGAUUUCCACAUGCUGAUUGGAGCAUACUGAGCGAUCUCGUGCCCAUUUGUGCUAUUGCACUUCCGAUAUGUAUAUGUGAGCUGGAGAACAUGAAGCAUGGAAAAAAGAUUGCGAAGGAAGGAAACAGUAUGGAGAAAAGCAUUGUAAUAAUUGGGGUUAUCAACAGUGGCUGAAACCCAGGUCUGUCUUGAUAAAAAUACAUAAAAAUUGGAUUUAUACUUUUAAAAAAUGCAAGUUCAAAAAUAAUCUAUGUUUAAAGGUAUAGAUCUUUCAUUUGCUUGAAUCUCUGAUGUGACACACUAUAUAAAUAACCCUUUCCGUGCAGUUGAUGCCUUUAGGUUGUCUUUAAAUGCUUGUUAAGCUAUGAUACUUCACAACAAUUUCAAGUAGAAUUAGAACUGGCAACUUUUCUGGCUUUUAACAGGUCCAUCUAUUUCUUCAUCACUGUACCACCAUGUUUGCAGAAACUUUACCAGCUGAAUUUCUCCUUGUCAUAUAAUUUGUUUAAACAUAAGAGCUUGCUGGGGGAGAGGUGGAUGUUGGCAACAGUGAAAUACAGAAUUAAUCUUUCAUUGCUUCAUGAUACUACUAUACUUUUGCCUGUGACUAAGCUUGCAAGGCAGAUUAACUUCAUUUUCUAAAAAUGUUGGGGGUAGCAUAAAAUUAUACACCUGAGAUCAUUAGAAACCAGUGUCUUUUUAAAAAAACUUUCUUUUUUAGUAAAAUGCAGAACCUAUAGAAAAGAUACUUUAAAUUUUUCAGUACCGUAGAGCAAGAACUAUCUAGUCCUUACAAGAAACCCAUUACUUAAGCAUCCCUGACCAUCCAGCUUGUUUAAAAUGCUCUAAGGAAGAAGAAUCUAUUGCCUUAUGAGGCAAUGUGUUCUGCUUUUGAACACUGUUAAGUUUCUCGUGAUGUUUAACCUAAACCUUUUUUCUUGCAACUUGAACCCAUUGGUUUGAAUUCUACCCUCUCAAGCGCUAGAAAACAGAUUUGAUCCAUCUGUGUGUCGGAUAAUGUCAUCUUUGACAUCCUUGCUGUGUGAUCUCUUUAGAAGUGGGUGGUAAAUUGGAACAUUGUAGCAAUGAUAAGAUAGACAUUUAAGGCAGGAGCCACCUAACUUUGUCAGUGGAAGCCCUGAACAAGGACUUCUGUUUGCAGAAUGGAGUUUCCCCCCUCCUUCCUCACACCCCCAGAACAGCGGACAAGUGGAAGAGAAGGAUGAUCCUUUAAUUUGGCAAGCUGCAAUUUGGCAAGUUGCAAUGUGCAAGCUGCAAGCUGCAAUGUGCAGAUGAAAUGUUCAUCAUAGUGUGAUAUCAACUUAAUACUGUAUGGUUUCAACUUAAUCUUGAUCCAAUGCAAACACAUCUGAAUGGCAGAAAACUUUCUUAGAAGCCUUUCUGGGCUGUUGUGUGAUAAAACCAAAAAGUAAUAUGAGAAUUAACUUUUUGUUCACAGGUAAGAGAAUACAAAUUGCACACAUAAACCAAUAGACUGGAUAAUCACUAAUUUUAAGUCCAGCUUUAAGUCCUAAAUACAGUAACUGGAAGAAAGUCUCUCAGUGUUACUUGAAAGUAAUCAUGUUUAAGUCUUCAGCUUCUUAUAACCAACAGACAUCUCUAUCUUCUUGGCUAACUGUUAUUUUCUCAAAACCCACACACAGCUGGAGAAUUCAGAUGAGAAAUGAGCUUCCCAAUUUAUUUAUUUAUUCAUUUAUAUAAAAAACCUUUUUAGUGGAUCAGUCUACAAAUCAAAGUGCAGUGUUUGUAACUGGAACUCCAUAAAAUUAAGAUUGUACUGAUGGAAGCCCCCCCCCCAAGGGAAAAAAAGUCUCUUCUAUACUUUGUCCAUCUCUCAGUUCAUUGCCCAAUGCAGUUUGUGUAAUAUUCCAGUAUCCAUAGGGUAGGCUAUACUUCAAAACCAGCAGCAAGUAAGAAGGUAUAUGCAAAAGGUGGGGGCCAGGAGACCUCUUCUAUAACCUACAAAUUUUUACACCAUGUGUAAAGAAAUCGUAUUGCUUAUUGCUAUAUUUUAUGCCUGCAAAUAAAAGCAAUAUAUUAAUCUGCUUUAUAUUUUUGCAUGUCAGGCAGCACUUUACUAAUAAUGGUGGGAAAGGAUAAGAGGUAGUUGUAAUAAGGCUUGUAAACUGCUCUGUGCUCUGCAAGUGCUAUAGAAAUUAUAUCCCAUUCAGUGUGUGUUGAUACCAAUGUAGUAAACACUGUGACUCAAGAUUUGCUUUUUGUAUAAUUCGUCAAAAUAUUCUAGGAGGAGCUGGAUUCUACAGUCUUCUCUGAAAUGGGUUGCUGGCUAAGCACCAGCCAUACUGGAUUUAUAUGAAUGUUAAUGCCUACUGUGGAUAGCAGUAAUUGCAUCAAUAAGUUUGCCUCUGCAAGCUAUCACUUCAGCUGGUGGGAAGCAAUAUCAAUUACGCUGAAUUUACUAGGCAAUAGAAUGUUCUUAGUACUGUAAUGUUAAUGUUCACUGUAACUUGACCAUUUAACCUGUUUGUUUGUUCAUACCAUACACGUGGACUGUUACUGUAUCUGUUCCUACUGAAUUGCCCAGAUCAGAAAAAGGCAAUUUAUUCAAACCAAAGAUCAAUAAAUAUGUUGUGGUGUUGACUUCUUUUGUACAUGUAGAAUGGAUA